This is a messenger RNA of Lathyrus sativus (Indian pea), 765 nucleotides long. NCBI's taxonomy places the organism in Eukaryota, Viridiplantae, Streptophyta, Magnoliopsida, Fabales, Fabaceae. The record is from the annotation of a GenBank genome assembly.
AUGGCUGAAGAAGAGCAUUUUGAUGCAUCUGCAUCAGCAUCCGAGCCGGUUGGAUAUCCCGGAGGACCGUAUGAUACGUCUCUGUUAGUUAAAUACGAACAACAUGUUGCAUACCAUAUAUGGUUCGGUGAGGAGAGAGGGUCAAAAAAAGAGUUAAAGGUGGCGGGACAUGGGAUAAAGUUGACUCAGAGGGUUCCACUACAGUUACCCAGAGAGAUGGAGAGAUGUAUAUCUAUGUCUGAUCUAGCUUCACUUCAGAGAACCCGUUUAACAAAGAUAGACACAAACUUAGUUUCCGCUUUUGCAGAGAGGGGAGUCUUCUGGAACCCUCAAGAUAUUAGUGAAGCGCUUGCUGUUGAGUGGGCUGUUGAUUAUUUGGGAGUGUCACAGAGAAUAGCACAACAACAAGUCCGUGAGUGCAGGGGUUCCUACUAUAAGCUGGAGUGGUUAUAUGAUCGGUUCCUAGAGCACAGAGCUGCAUCUCGAUGGGAUUAUGCCACUAGAGCUUAUUUGCUGAUGUUAGUGGGUUCCACUAUUUUUGCGGACAAGACGUUUACGCUUGUCGAGGCACGAUACCUCUCACUGUUUAUAGACUUGAAUGGAUUAUCAGGAUACAGUUGGGCAGCUGCUGCGUUGGUUACUCUUUACCGAUAUCUCGGAGAUGCUUCCAUGUUCAGCUGUAAGCAGCUUGGUGGUUAUCCGACUCUCCUACAGUGCUGGAUUCAUGAGUAUUUUCCUACACUUGAAAAAAGAGGAGAGAACUAG